AUGAGUGUGAGCGAGAACCACGAUGAAGGGGAUUCCCGAGGACGACCUGCGAGUCGGUGGUGGGAGUCAGAUUCUAUUGGAGAGGGAUCAAGCAGGCUGGAGAGGACGAAGCGAGAGUCCAAGUACAUGGGAGUUCCGAAAGAGGCUCGUGAGGCACUGCAAUGGAUUGACGAUGCAGAAGAUGUCCCAGGCAGUAGUAAACGAAACUCCUCGAACGAGUAUCCUCCGGAAAAGCAGGGCUGGCAUGAUCAGCAGGAACAGGUCGUUACGCCGCAGCCGUUGCGCAACUCCUUGCACAUGGCGCUUUCGAAUCCGAACACCCCGAAUCCGGCUCAUCUUGACGUGUCGAGGCUGGUUACGCUUCCUCCACCGUAUCCUCGCCAUCACCCUGCUGUGAACAACAAUCAUCCCGAACUCACGGCGAUCCGCACUUCUGUGCGUACUAUCAGCGAUCUGUCCGAGGUCGAUGCCACAAAGUCGCGGUUUGCCCGUGAGAGCAAGGCAAUGCGUGAUGAGGCAGCCGAUGCAGCAACCAAGCGGCGACAAGCACUCCGUGCCAAUCUCUCGCAGGAAAUUAGCGUAGGAAACAUGACAUACGCCGAAGCCGGGGCUAUCGAAGCCGACUCGAACGAAGCCGAGAACGCAAGCCUCAAGGAUCUUGAGAAGAAGGAUUUCGAACGUUUCCAAUCGGCCGUAGUCAUGCCGCUGAACGAGCUGCUGACAGCUCGCAUUACAAAGGCUACGGCCCUAUUUGAUGAGCUGCGUGGAAGGCUGUUCGUGGAAACGCGCGAGCCGAACCCGAACAUGCCACAAGAGGAGGGAGAUGAGCAGCCCGAGCUUCUCGAGAAGCUCACUCUUUUGAAAUGGAUCUUCGAGGCGCGCGAGAUGCUCCACCGGGCCAUAUACGACCUCCUCUCAGAUCGGAACGAUCGAUAUCGCGACGUAAUCGUCAUCCCUUACCGUCUGGCGGGCAAUGACGAGAAAGUCGCAGAGGCAACAGCAUUUUUCACCGAUGAUGCAAAGACACGAGCAUUGGCCUUCUCCCAGGACGUUUUCCGGCGCACCCAGGAGUUCCGCGAUGUUGUCGAGGAGAACGCCAUGCGUGGAGUGGAGGUGCAGCUUUCUGCGUUCUGGGACAUCGCCCCGCCCCUGAAGCGGCUACUUGACAAGAUCCCUCUCGACCUGGAGGGUUUCCGCAUCCAGAUUCCACACGCAGAACUUCUCGAAAACCCGAGCUACCACGAGCACCCUCUUCAGUACCUGUUCAGCUUGCUUCUCCAUACUGAGAAGAGCACAUAUCAGUUUAUCGAGUCUCAGACCAAUCUCUUGUGCCUGCUUCACGAGGUCAAAGAGGCGGUGGUUAGCUGCAAGGCGCGAGUAAUGGAGUGCGACGGCCGUGACGCCCGACAGGUCGAGCAGAUGAAGGCCGAGGAGGGCCGGCGACUGACAGAUGACCUCAAGGAAAAGGUGCGCGUGGUGCAAGACCAGUGGCAUAGCGCGCUGGGCGAGACAAUUGGCGGCGUCAAAGAAAGAGCCGGGGAGUGGCUGCUCGAGACUGGUGGGUGGGAUGAGAGUCUCGAGGAUCGCGGCGUGGGAUCUCUUUGA
Messenger RNA from Phaeoacremonium minimum UCRPA7, 1605 nucleotides. RefSeq lists its product as hypothetical. The transcript has a single exon. Bases 1 to 1605 code for a protein of 534 amino acids. Lineage: Eukaryota; Fungi; Ascomycota; Sordariomycetes; Togniniales; Togniniaceae. The record is from RefSeq and is a predicted model, not a curated record.